This is a messenger RNA of Porites lobata, 12208 nucleotides long. Lineage: Eukaryota; Metazoa; Cnidaria; Anthozoa; Scleractinia; Poritidae. The record is from the annotation of a GenBank genome assembly.
AUGGGUAAUCGGUUCAGCAGACAGAAUGAGGGAGUCGAGGAUCUCGACUUUAGUUCAAAUCCCUACCGAUAUCCUCCUCCUUCAGGUAAGCGAGCGCCAUUUUCUCGCAUGAUAUGGGAACGCCAUUUUUGGAUGAUUUGUAUAAAGCGUUUAUUGACAUUAGAAAAUGAUCCUAACCACAACAUUUUAUAUACAGGAAAGAACUACUUUGCUGAUUAUUUUCUUAUGGGUGGAUCUAAGUUCGACAGCCCACAACCUGAAGCAUACCUUUUCGGAGAAAACAAUGAUUUGAACCUUCUAAACCCGAAACCAGUUUCGGUAAGAGCUUGUAAUUGUUGUUAAGGGUAUCAUAGUUAGCAAAAGUUUACUACCUUAUGCUGAUACAAAAUUUACAUUAAGUUCUUUUAAACACAAUCCCUGUACUUCAGAGACUCUUACCUAAUAUCUACUGAACUUAAUGAAUCAUAAAGUUUCAAAUACGUAAUGUGAGUUGUAACGUGCAUGAUGAAAGUCUGGGAAGCGUCUUAAGCUUACAUAUUUUUUCAGUUGAUUAUUAUUUAAGCUUAACUUUUAUCAGAAUCUUCAUGCAUUCAAAAUGAUCUGGUUAUAAAAUCGGUUUCAGGUAUAAAGAGUGAAACUAUAAUUUCCUUCAGUUGUAAUUGUUCGUUAUGGAAUACAAAGUGUUUGCAUUCUUACUUUGUUUAUUCUGCAUGUCACGCAAAUGAUGAUGAUGGUCGUAAUGAAAUUAUGAUCAUAUGAAUUUCAUAUAUUAUGAUGAUCAUAAUGUUGUUGUUAGUUCUUUUGCUUUUUGUAGUUUUUAAAAGAGUAUAAGUGAUGGAGGUAUUUUAGCAUAAUAGGAAACCAUGGUUAUGACUGCAUUGGACUGUUUCUAGAUUAUACAGUAACACUCUGCAGAAGUUUCUGUUUAUAUCUCCAACUCUAUUGCAGGUGUAGGCCUUACUUCGCACUGGCCAUUACAUAUAUUAACAUUAUGCAUAUUACUCAUUUUAGAAGGUCAUGUAAAUUAGCGAUUUAAAGUCAUGUUUCCUAAAAGUCAUCUUGCCCAAAGUUUAAUACAUGUAUAUUGCCCGAAACUAGGGUCAAGUUGCCCAAAUGAUGAGUUACAUUGUCCAAAAUUUUAUUGUGCUCUAUGAUUUAUAUCCUUAGAGACGUAAAUCUAUAUAUUACUCAUUUCUGGCAUUUUUUUCGCCUUAUUGAGGUUAAAGAACAAGAUGAAUGUUACCUAAUUACACAUUUAUGGCACUUGGAUCAUUGCAUCAUGGCUUAAAGAGCGAGAUACAUUACACAUAAUGCUUUAUUCUACUUUAUUUUACUCCAUUAUAUUUUAACCUAUACACCUGAAAAAUUUUUAACUCUGGUUUUGGGCGAGAUAAUUUUAGGUGACUUGACUAGUUUUUUUUUUUUACCAAUAAUUAUUGAGCAUAAGAUAAUAUGGGAAUUAAUUAUGGUGGGUCCUUCCUUUUUUGCAGUUUCCAUAUCCACAGCCUCCUGGUAAUGAGCCAACAAAGACCCUAAGAAGUCUUGUGAACUUAAGAAAAGAUUCACUUAAACUGGUUAAGUAAGUACCCUUAAGAUCUUAAGUUUCUUAAGUGCAUGUUAGUGAUAUACAUGCAAGUCCUUCUGUGGUUGUAAAAAUGAGGUUACCUUCCAACUGAGUUGACUUGGUGAAUGAUGUUGCCCUGAAUGUUGAAAAAAAUUCAAAACCAGGUUUCCAAUCCAAUGCUUACCUUGCUAACUCCACAGUACUUUGAUGAAACAUUAGUGCCUCCUAAUGUCAACUUUUAAAUCCUUGGACAGUUGUAGGGCUUCAUGAAAAAAAAAGGAUCAAAGGGAUUUUUGAUACUUGUACAUGUACCUGCUAGGUUUUCUUUCUUAUUCCUUUAGUUCUCUUGUAAGGCAAGGGAAUUUUAAAUUUAUUUUAAACAAGGUCAAGAGUCAGUCACCACCUUUUUUCACCUGAUCCUUUGCAUCAGGUACAUUGAACUCAAGAGGUGUACUUCAUUUUGAAAAGUUUGCAUGUGUUAAUUUACCAUAGGGAACAGAUAAAUCAAUGUAAAUAAUAUUGUUUUAGAGUUUGAAAACAAAAUAAGUCUUGCAUCAAUAUCGUUAAGUGGCAUGCAAUGUAUUUAGAGUUUAUUUGCUGUUAUUAAGGUUUCACAUUGUCCUUUCCUUGCAUGGGAGACUGACAAUAGAGUGUUUUUUUAUCUUCUCUUUACAGAAACAUAGAUGAAGAGAGCUAUUCUGUAGAAUUUGUUUUUGAUGCAGAUGUUAGUUGCUCUGUAACAGUUCAUUACAGGGCAACAGAAGACUUCUCCACUGGUCUAGCAAUGUAAGUUUUGUUACUACAGUAGGGAAUCAGGGUUGUCAUUAAGAGCCGGGGGCCGGCGAUUUUCCCCGGCUACUAAGAGAGUGGUCCCCGGCUACUUUUAUUGGAAAAUCGAACAAAAAUAGAACCAAAAGAAAUCCCUAGCUGUUUGAUUCCCCGCCUACUUGUUGUAUUCACCCUGCAACUUGAAAUCUUAGUGACAACCCUGGGGAAUGGGCUGUAAUUUGAAAGAGAAGAUUUUAGCAACUCAUUAUGAAUGUAUAGUUACAAACACUUUUACCUAAGCAGUUGUAUAUCUAAAACUAAUGACAGAAGUAAGGUUCGACACACAGAAAAUCAAAUUUGGUUUAUUUCUCUUUUGCAAAACUAGACCUUUAAACAUCCAAGCAAUAGUAGCAAUUGAUAAUGCAGUCAAACCUCUGGUAAGGGACCACAAAAUAUGAAGACUUACAUGUACAGCUGCAGUGGUGUGGCACAGAAGUUGGUCAAUUACAAAAAUUGAAAGGUAGAGGGGCUUUUUUCGGGAAGAUAUCCACACACAUCAACUUUAUGGUAGAUAGCACUCACAUGUCAAGUAUUCAAAGAACUUUUAAAAACAACAUGGAACUACAGUUAUCAUAACUUACAGUAGAAUGCUUUUUGUGGUUAAAAGUUCUUCAUACAUGUAUUUAUAUGUUACGCGUCAAAAUUAAAUUCAGAUUAAAAUUUUUCAACCUCGGUUGAUUCUCCAUUUCCCUUGUCUCCUAGCUUUGAUUCGUGAAUAAUUAGGGCUAGGAGACAAAAGAAAUCGAGAAUCAACCUAGGUUAAAAAUAUUUAACCUGAAUUUAAUUUUGACCUGUAACAUUUACUCUACGUGCAGUUGUAAGUAGCAGACAGAACUGAAUGCGAACACAGAGAUCAGGCCUUUCGUCAGGUGGUCCCUUACAAGUUUUUGAGAACACUGGAAAAUAAUUAAAUCAUCGGCCCUGAAAAGUGGUUGCGGCACUUACAAGAGGUGGUUGCUUACAAAAGGGUUCCAACUGAAAGGCUUUGUUUGGGAAAAGUUUAGUGUUUUGAAUAGGUGGUCACUUAUGGGUGGUAGUUGCUCACCAGAGAUGUUUGCACUUGGAACUUUGAUUGUAUUACAAUUCUACUUUCCUUUUUAGAUACACCUCUCAAGAACCCUUCACAUCUUCAGCCAAGACACAUUUUUCAAAAGGGUCAGGACAAGUUUAUAGCAGUUCAUCUAAACACAGAAUUAGACCCAGUUUAUUUUCUGAAGACGAGGUAAGGAUGAAGUUUGAUUUGGAGCUAUAUUGCUGCAUUUUUUUAUGUCCAGUGCAUGGUAUAUAAUUUGCCAAAUAUCUUGUUUGUUCUUUGCAUAAAGUAAUUAGCACUAGCUAAAAACACAAGCUUGACAGUCUCUGGUGUCGGUGAUACCAUAUUAGAAAGUACAUGUGUAAAUUUUGAUUGGUUCUCCAAAACCCCAGCAUUGGAACAGAGUUAUACUGCUCAGGGUUGUCUGUAUGUUUCUGUUGUAAAAACAAAGUUCUUGUACAGAGUACGAGAACAACAAACGCUUUUAACUACAUGUGUAUACUGUAAGUUUUUCAUAGUGAGUAAGGAUGUUUCAUUUUGUUGCAUUUUCAGUUGAAUUAUUGUCCCCUAAGCAAUGCCUUUAUCCCUGUUGUGAUCCAGAUUGAUGUGGAUGAAGAAGGUAGGUCACUUUGCAGCCAUAAUGUGAAUCGAUAACCUAAUCAUAAAAAAUCCUUUCUCAAAAUUCUUAUACUGUAAGUGAUAGACAAAAUAUUUUUGUGUCAGAUGACUAUUCUAGCUGUACCAAUAUCAGCCAUGUUUUAAAACAGAAAACUGGCUUGCUUGCUCUGCCAUAGGAUUCCAAGUUGUUCUGUUCAUUGAAAUUAUUUGUUUCUGUCCUUAUUUGUGAGCCAUGAUAACAACUUGGUUAAUAGUUGGUACAAUGUAAAUGGAAAGUGUAAAUUCUGUACAUGUAUGUAUGAUUUGUAUCCAUGAGCUUGUGUUUUAACAACUACAUCGCUAAAUGUGCUUUUCUUGUUCAGCUUAAAUUCCUUCUUCCCUCCUCCUCCCUCCACUUAUUUCCCUGUUUUACACUGCUCUACUCUAAUAAUGAUAUUCAAAGUGCUUUGUUUCAGUCUAAUAAUCCAUCCCAUUUCUACUCAACAGAAUACUUUGGGCAUUGUAACAUCACAAUGGCAACAUUUGAAAAAAUGUCUGAUGGAUCGUACAUAAUAAAACCCAUCAAACAAAAGCAAAUGGUAUGCUGCACACUUCUUGUGAACUUUAACUCUACAGAGAAACCUCCUGUUUACAUUGUAUUGCAUAAAAUAAUAAUUAUUAUUUUAUUCAAGGAUAAAACAUGGUCAUUUGCAUAAGUUGCUUGGGUUUGAAAGUGCUGUAGAGCUCAGUAUAUUUGACUGAUUUAGCAAGAGAACAGGAAUAUCAGUUGACGACGGUGCACACAAAUUAAACAACUGGUUUGACCAAUGGCAGAGCAGCAAAUUGGGCACCGGAAGUAGUGUUCAGUCCUUUCUACAUGCUUUCCUGUCGACAACUGAUGUUCCUGUCUUUUUGCUAAAUCAGCCUAUUGUAGUAAAGGGAAGUAACAGUUUGCUGUAUUUUACUUCUGGAGUUGUUCUGACCAUCUUUUGGUUUUCUCUUAUUUGAUGCGAUAAAAAUUAACUUGAGGUGCAAAGUGAUUUUUCAUACCUUAGGUGCUUUGGAAAGGAGUGAAAAGGUUGAAUACAUGUACCUGCAGGAAUACUGUAUUUACUUUGUAAUCAGCGGUCUGUGAAGGAACUGAUAAAGAGUAUUUUAACUUUUAUUUGUUUUUGACUGUUGUACUUAAGGUUGAUGGACUGUGCUACCUUCUUCAAGAAAUCUAUGGAAUAGAAAAUAAAAUCAAUCAAAAAAGUGGAAAGGUUUGUACUUUUUAUACAUUUUGUUUUAUGAUCUUAUUAUGUUUCCAAAUGGUCUGGAAAUAAGCAGACAAACAAAAAUCCUUGAAAAAUGGACGGCAACUUUCAAUUUAAAUGUAGGACAAGACAUGUUUUGAUUCAUCUACGAUCAUGUUCAAUUGCAAGUAAUACAGUGUGUGAUUUGUAUUAACAAUAUACAUCUGCAUGAUGAUGCACGACACAAAAAACUCGUGAUUACAAUUUAAACAUAAUGUUAUUAAUGAGCUUGAGAUAACGAACAUUAUGCAUACAAGGGAAAGGUACAAAGAAACCAAAUAAAUACAAUGUAUUUUUAAAAUCUGUUAAAAUGUAUAUUACACAGCAGUAAAAAAAUAUAUUCAUAUAUUCAUAAAAAAGAAUAAAAGUAAUAAGAAUAAAAAUAGCAAAAAUAAAGUUACAACGAAAGAGCACGCUCAGCAUGUUUGAGUUGCUUGUUCAGUGUUUGAUUCUCCCACAUGAUGUGUGCGGCUUCUUUAAUCUUAGCAUAAUCUUAUGCUUUCAACUGUGUUCUUCUCAUGGAGCUGGCUUUAGCAGUGUUGCACGCACAGUUAAUAGAACUGGCAAUUACAGGUAUUGUUGCAGCAGUUUAUCUCUGUAGAAUCAAAGACAUUGACAAUAUAAUUAACUCUAACUCUGAACAGGAUGAAGAAAAUGACCUCGAAGAGACUGGCUCAGAAUGUGUCAUCUGCAUGAGCGACAUGAGAGACACUCUUAUUUUGCCAUGCAGACAUCUAUGCCUUUGUAGAGACUGUGGUAGGUUGCAGAAUCUUUGUGUAUAACGAACUGUACUAGGCCUUUCAGUUUAACAUGACUGAUUGAAAUGUCAUAGGACUUAGCUGAAGCUAACUCAAUAUAAGACACCAAGUUAACCAUGAUACUUGCUACCAUGUUAUUACUUGAAUUAAGUUCUUUAGCAGACUUCUCAGUUAUUGAACUGUUUAUCAAAAUAUUCUGGAGAGGUCACAUCCACUAUCACAACAGUUAAAUGAACCCUUAAGCUUCCAAAAUGGAAGAGAGAUUUGAUUGUCUUUUUCAUUUUUUUUUUCUACAGCUGAAUCCCUUAGGUACCAAGCAAGUAACUGCCCAAUAUGUAGAUCACGUAAGUACAAAAAUACACUUUAGCCUCUACAUUGUGGCUCUUAAAAGAAGAUUCUCUUAAAGAAUGUAUUAAGAUGCGAGGGGUUUCACUAACAUUUACACUUAUUUAUGGUUGGUAGUUGAUGCUAGGCAGCCAGGUAUUUUGGAUGGGCCAAAUUCUCUUCCUAAGCAGGGGAUCUGGCCAACCAUCCUUGCCUGGAGAAAUUUGGAAUCCAAUUCAGGAAAUGAGUCUCUCUCAUGGAGACACAUUUUCCUGCAUUUUGGGGCAAAAUUGGGGGCUUUUCUGCUUUAUUACAGUCAAACCAGGUCAAGCGUUCCCGUCGCUAACGAACUAAUGAAUUCUUUCACGGAAAAAUGAUUUCGUUUGUUGAUUCAAUAAUCCAUUCAUAAAAUGAACAAUCCAAUAGUCAUAUUUAGCCUCGAUUCCAUAAUCGAAAGUUGAUUCGAUUACUGUUUUUUGAAAAAUUAGACUUUCCACAAGUUGACCUCAGAAUUUUGUUUUUUCCUCUUUUUUUUCUGAGAGUCGAGUGCUGGCGAGUUCUGAAGUUUAAACCCAAACAAACUUUUACAUGUACGCCAGUUUGCUGCCAAUAAUCAGUGCAACAGACCUAGGCCUGACCUCUUAGAAAACAUGACGGUCAAACUGAGGUCAGUGUAUGUGCGGUGAUUGGUGGAUUUCGAUCCUCGGCCUUUGUCAGUUUCUUUGCGUUUGCAGUCUGUCUAUUCUAGCUGUUAUUUUGAUUAAAGGCAAUGAAAAACGCAAUCGGAAACGGCAGGAAAAGGGAAUCAAAUACGGUUGAACACAACAGACAAGAAUAAAGAACAGGUAGAUUUUGUUCAUAAACCAAAUCAACAUUUGAUUAUUGAAUCGAGGUACAAUUUGACAGUUGGAUUAUUCAUUUUAUGAAUGGAUUAUUGAAUCAACAAACGAAAUCAUUUUUCCAUUAAUGAAUUCAUUAGUUUGUUAGCGACGGGAACCCUUGACCUGCUUUGACUGUAAACAUCAUUAAGAAAUACAUUUUCAACGUAUCAUUAUUAUUAUGUUUUUUUUUAUUAUUUUUUAUUUUUUUGAGAUCAUGGAGCAUUCUUCCAGCCCGAGUAAAGGUUAUUGAACAGUCUUCAUGCCAGUAGUUCUACCUGCUACCCUCUGCAAUCAUUGAAACCCCUGUAUUCCAAUCACUCGUACUCUAGAUAAUGCUCACCAUUUGUGAGGUGAUGGAUACUGUUUAUGAAAAUCCAUUAGAACUGCAUUAUGAAGAAGUAAAUGUAAAGAAGUUCAAAGCAGUUCUAGAAGGUUUCUAUGGCGGUUGUGUAAAGAAAGCCUGAUAAAUUUCAGGCUACUACAGGUUUUGAACCAUUGACCUCUGGGAUACCUUUUGAAGUGCUCUUGCCAGUUGUGUUAAAAAGCAAGCAGGGAAGUUUGCUGGCUAGUUUAGUUAGUUCAUCGUGAACCCUUGAAAUUUGCCAAGAUGAAGUAAUGAAUAUGAUAUGAUAGUCAUACAUAAGAAAUUCAUGGUGAAGAAUUAAAUGGUAAGAUCAAAGCGACUAUAGAUGUUGCUGUCAGAGUUCCUGUCAUGUUAUAAACUAAACUACUUUAAACGCAUCAUUGUUCUUUGUUGUUGUCGUUUUUAAAUAUAACGAUACAUCAUUUCUCUCUCCCUUAGCUUUCCAUGCCUUGCUUCAGAUCUGUGCUUACAGUAAACAAGACAGUAAGGAAAGCAGUGCUAAUUCUCAGGUAUGAUAUUAAGUUAAUCAUGCCGUUUCAAACACCAUUUUAUGAGGCACGAUGCCGUGUUACGCCCCCACAAAUCCUGUGAAAGCUAAAUUCCCCAUGUUGAAACCAAAUGAUUAAACACUUAGGAAUUCAGGCCAAUCCUACUUUUUACUGUACUGUGCUUGUGGGCUUUGUACUAUUGUCUUAUUUCUUGUUGUAGGGAAACACCCAUGGCGAAGACACGUGGCCUGGCUAUGAACAGAUUCCAUUAGUGGAAGCAUUGAAUGGAACCAUCAAACCAGAUAACAUACCUGAAGGUAUUAAGACAAAGCUCCCAACAACUCACCUUUUGUGAAGACUAUUUGAAUCCCUACUAGUUGUACUGAAUCACGUAAUUAUGAUGCCCUUUUGAUUUCGAUAAAGCUUUCAGCAAUUAGCUAGUCAGCCGUUUCCCUUUUAAAUGGUAACUUCCAACUAACUUGUUUUGUUUCUCCGUUCCUUUUAUUUACAACUUUUCUGCAUUUCAUUCUUUUACCAUGAAAGAACGUUUGAAUAAUUGCGAGUUAAGAAAUCCUCCUGCGCUAUCAACUAAUAUAUCUAAUUUUAUUGGCUUUUUGUAGAAGCCAUUGCCCGCAUGCGUCGAAGGUCUGCAUCGAGUAUCCGCUCUUCAGGAAGAAGAAGAGUUGAGAGUGCGCGCACUCAGCGGUAUGUUGAACGAUCCUUCUCUGCAUGCUCUGGAAUGUCCCGACCCAGAACGGCCCCUAACCGAUCUAGACUUGAGCGUGCGCAGUCCAGUCCUGGGAGUGCUCGGACAGUUGAACGCCGAGAGACCCCGGGAGGCCCUCGAGACCAGGCCCCCGGAAAUGCACAAGAACAGGAUCACAGAAUUGAACGAGCAUCUGAGGAGGACACAACAGACCGCACACCUCGCAGAGGUGCAAAUAUUGAGGAAUUAAAGAACGGGGAUGAAGUGGAAGAGCUUACAUUGGUAAAAGAUGGGGAACAAGGUACGUGUUACAAAACUGCCGUUGUGGGCGCCUGCUCGUUUCUUAUUAGGGACGGUACUGACUUCAGUAACCUACGCGACAGACGCGUACAGCUGUAAGAAGUAAGGUGUACGAACAAGAGGACACGUAUGCAGGCUGAUUUUACCAGGCUGUUGAAUCUGUGUUGCAUUCAGUAAUAUAUGUGGAUAGGUUAAGCAUGUAGAUCCAACAGUGCGCAAAAGGGCAAUUUGAUCUUCGUUACCAAAUUGAUUUUACCAAACUACGUCCCUACUUGCGUUCAUAAUUCAUACACCAACUGUAGUAGAAAGAGGUUAUGUUUGUCUUACUGGUAAAACUAAGCUUUAGGGUCGUGUAGCCGGCUUCUAAUUCCACGCCCAAAAUUGCAAAGCGCGCAAAUGACGAAACUCCUGCUGUCCAAGUGCUCAAGCGUAUUGUUUCUUUCACAGAUUCAUCUCCAGUAUUUUUACCUGAACAAGAGCAAGACGAAGAUCCUUCAGACCUUCAGGUGCAUGUGGAUGUCUCAUUACCCGGUACACCGCUAAGCAGUGAUGUCAGUGGGCGCAGCAGUCGCAGCGCCGUAAGUGUUACAGCAACCACACCUACCUAUAUCCGGCUAGAAGAGGGAACAGGACAGACUACUGUAACCACAAUACCUACUUAAAUACAUCGAACAUGGACCUUUUUUCGCUCAUGGGGUUAGUUUGUUGCUCAACAUUAAUUCCUAAAAACUCAGUUAGCGGUAAAAUUACAGGCAAAAAUCUAUGAAACGGAGUUGUUCUAUAACUGUCGAUUCCGAAUUUUUUCUCCUGACCAAAAGGUUGUCAGGUCUUGGUGAAAUGGGGCUUCUGGUGUUGCCUUGCGAGGCUUAUAGAUAUACGUUAUUGACCAAGUGGAGGUCAAGAGGGGUAAAUAUUGACCACGUUCUUUUUUGCGUUUUUAUCGAUCGAGACGACGUUGGGGUCAAUAAAAAAGCAAAAAGAACGAGGCCAAUAUUCACCCAUUUUGACCGAACAAGCUUGGUCAAUAACGGAUUUAUUAUAUGGCCGAAAAGAGAACAUUUUCUCUCAGGUCUAUCACGGAGAGGGCAAAAUGGGCCCAUCUUGCACGUUUGGGUAGCCAAUCAGAACUCAGGAGUGACUUCAUCUUGCCUGCUCGCGGAUUCAGCCAUAUAGUAAAAUACUAUAUUCCUUAGUUGGCGUCAUAGUGCUGUUGGUAUAAUCUUCUCAUCAUGAAAAGCGAAUUUCCAUCUUGUAGACGUCUUGCGUUGCCUUAGGUUGUUACCGUGGUGGAAUCCGAUGCGAGUACGUUGUUAGAACAUCUUCGUCCUUGGGGUCUGUCUUCCUUUCCUCUGGAACGAGAGAAGACUGAGAAUGAAAAAAAUAUCCUAGGAGCGAGGUUGUGGUUGAAUGAGAAGUUUAAAAAUGGAGUACGGUUUACGUUUUUGUAGAGUGGUGAGAAGUUUAACAGAUGUUACCGGUAUGCAAGACGUAAUUAGUUAAAUGGUCGCACGUAGGGAUUUUGUCCGUAGAUAAUGUGUGAUCUUACAUUGACGGUCAAAGGCCGUCUAAUUAACCAACUACAAUUUCUGCUUUACCGCCAGCCUGUUGUAUUGCAGUUGAUCAUGUAAUCUUUCGAUUGCACAAUCCCCUGGGUACUCUGCAGUUGAUACGCGGCUUAAACGGCGUAGGGAUAGGUCUUGCACCUCUAAUGCUCACUGUUCACAGUCCCCUGUUUUUCGGUGAGAUGGCCGAGACCGAACACUUACCUUUAUGGGCAGCCAUCGUAGUUUCAAAUGUACCGAGUCUAGCCCGGCCGUAUGAGUAUCAAAUGUACUAAGCCGGUGAGGGGACGGUUUUGGAGGCGAGAGAAAUUCUCGCCUCCCUUUCCCCACCGCUAUAAGCGCCGGCACCCGCUUCCUCGGUACAUUUGAAACCAAAAUGGCCUCCCGUAACGGCAAGUUCUCGAUCUUUACGAUCUUAGUAAAGAAAAAGGGUACUGUGAACAGUCCAGUAACUCGCCAGGGAAGAGGUAGAUGGGGUCUUCCUUUUUGGGCCGCAUUCCUCAGGUCAAAAGUUCGAGUCACUGUUUUAUCGUGUGUAAUCAGUUUUCCUCGCGACCUAUAGAAGAAACAUUUCAUGUACACCGGAGUGAUUGGGUCUAGAAGAAAUUUUUGGUUCUGUAUUGUUUUGUCUCUUUGUUUAUUGGUUGGUUUUAGCCGUAGCUCGCUGACCUGUGGAAUGUGACUUAUAAACAAGUAUACCUCUGACUCAUCCAAAGUCACAAAAGGGCGUGUUUCCCACGGUGCCCAGAUUAUUAAGUAUUGAACAAUUUCUUCGAUGGCAAAUAAAUGUAACAAAAAUAAUAAUGAUAAUAGGCCUCAAACUGCGCUCUUUUAUAUCCCCGCUGAAAAUGUAGGCAAAUUAGGAAUAUUAUCUCUAUUAGUGGUAUUUACAAUGAUAAUAUUUACAAUAAUCGUGCAGAAAAUGGCGAAAAUCUUAGUUUUACUUGAAGCUGGUCGCAAUUUACCUUAUUAUAGGAAAUAAACGCGAUUUUCAAAAAUUCACGUUUAAUUUAAGUUGCGUUAAUUUCUUGAAACGUUUAUUUGCGCGCUGUUAAUAGUGAAGCGUUAAUUUCCGCGACCUUAAUUUCCAGGGUGGAGAUCGGCCAGUAACAAUGAAACUGUGUAGAACGCUCGAAGUGGCCAGAUUUCUUUGCUUGACCCCCUUCGUACGUGAAGGGAAAGUUUCUAUUUCAGAAAACGUUUAACCAAUUGUUUCUGUUAGCUCCGGCGACAGGUUUUGUGUCUUUGUGAGCAUCGCUAUAAUUUCCGUCAUUUUAAAUUGUUUGUUUUUCCAAUACCUUUAUUUCAUGGAGCGUUAUGCAUUUCCUAUAAUAAGGUAAAUACUAUUUGCUGCUUCUAGUCGGUACAGUUUGCGCCAUGAAGGCUGCAUUACUGAAUUUGUAUCAUAGCUAUUUUUGUAUAUCAUUUAACUCAUUGUUAUUUUAAAUUCAAAGUUGUACAGCACCAAGAAUGUUUAGCACAGAUAUUAAAACUACAAUGUAACAACA